Molecule: messenger RNA, 294 nt
Organism: Microthlaspi erraticum
Lineage: Eukaryota; Viridiplantae; Streptophyta; Magnoliopsida; Brassicales; Brassicaceae
Source: the annotation of a GenBank genome assembly
AUGCUUAACGUUGAUAAGAAGAUCGAACUGAAUGGAAGUGAAGCUGAGGUGGCGUGUCCUGUUGGUUUAAACAGCAGUACACAUAGGCUCGUGUUGGCUUUGCUGGAGGAGAAGUUGAAGCUGGAGGAGAAACACGCCAUGAGCUCGAGUUUUGAUGUGAAAGGAGCUGUAAAGGAAUAUCUCAAGACCAUCACAGUCAAAGAUGAGUUUUGUAUCGACAGUCUUCACAGCAAGGUGGAGUUUAGCCGGGUUUGGUUGAUGUUCAACAGCGAUACAAGUGUGAUUCAAGGCUGA